Messenger RNA from Monosiga brevicollis MX1, 879 nucleotides. RefSeq lists its product as uncharacterized. Lineage: Eukaryota; Choanoflagellata; Craspedida; Salpingoecidae. The coding region runs from base 1 to 879 and encodes 292 amino acids. The transcript is spliced from 4 exons. The record is from RefSeq and is a predicted model, not a curated record.
AUGGCCUCACCCCUUUAUCACAAGCACUGUCCCAAGUGUGGCACGGCCACCGACCAGCUCGGCCAGUACUGCCGGAACUGUGGCAAUUGUGUGCUGUGCAGCGCUGAUGAUGGAGAGGCCCUGAGCUAUCGCGCGCCUUCCUUGGUGAAGCACACCGAUGCGCUUCAAGGCAGCUUCUGUCCCUAUUCUGGCCGCCUUGACAUCGAGGAGAGCGCUCAAACCAUCAAAGUCGCCAAGCGAGGUGGUAACAAUUGGGUAACUGCCUGGAUGACCGACCCUAUGAAGGACAGUGACGUCGUCUACUUUGAAGUUGAGCUGCUGCAAGACGUGCAUGGCUGCUUUGGAUUCAUCCAAAAGCCCGUGGGCUUUAUGGCUGGGGGUGAUGCAGGAUAUAUCUAUACGACACCAGGCGCCGCGCGCCCAAGCCCCAAGCUCAAGGCCAAAGACAAGCUCGGGUUUUUGGUGGACUUUUUCUCCAACCGAAUUGUCUUGUACAUCAACGACAAGCGCCAUGGCACCAUGUGCAGCGGCAUUCGUGACAUCAAAGGGGGAAUUGUCUUUGCUUGCUCGCUCCACUACGAUGGCCAUUCCUUUGUCAUCAACCGCAAUCCCAAGCUGCCUCAGGAAGUGGAGCAGCUGCGCACCACUCUUCAAGCUCAGCAGGAUUUCAUCGAGCGCGCUUGCAGCCGCUUGGAACUCAAGGCUCAAGAAGCACGACAGCUCAAGCAGGCUCGCGAAAUUGAUCAAAAGAGUCUCGCGGCUGCUCUUGAGGAACGGGAUCGUCUCCGUCGUCGCUUGGCCGAGUUUGAGACCAAAGAUUCAACCGCAUCCGAGCCGCAAUUUGCACCCAAAGCCUCGGCGUCGGUGCCUAAGGCCUGA